AUGAAGGGUUUGCAAUUACAUGGUGAAGAUCUGCAUGCAACAGGAGGUGGAGUGGCAAAUGAAACAAACAACUUUGAUGGCAUGGAUGAAGAUCACUCUAGAGAGAUCUGGCUGGAGAGAGAACAAGAAGAUCUCAUCGAUAAUGCUUCGAUAUUUUGUGAUGAUUUCCCUCCUCUCCUUGAUUUCCCUUGCAUGUCAUCAUCUUCAUCCACUCAGGCGCCAUCGGUCAAGGCCAUGGCUUGCUCGUCAUCUACGUCCUCGGCCUCGUCGUCUUCCUCGGGGACUUCUUGGGUUGUUUUAAGGUCAGAUGCAGAAGAUCAUAAUCAACAUGAUCCAAUAGAUGCACCAGCAGCAGCAGUGGCGGCCUUGUCGUCCACGGGCUCGAUGGAGAUCUCUCAGCCGUCUGAUCAAGGGAAUAGUAAUAUUGAUGGUGUUGAUUGUAUAGAUGUGAUGGAGAAUUUUGGAUGUAUAGAUCUACUUGACAGCAAUGAUUUCUUUGACCCUUCAUCUAUCUUUCACCCAGAUGAAAACCCACUUGGAGACUUUCAUCAACAGCAAGAACAACGGCUGUCUUCUCUGCAGAUGAACAACAAUGGAGGGAUUACUCAAGGAGGAGGAGGAGGAGAGGAACCUGCAGAUGACCUUGCUAUGGUGUUCUUGGAGUGGUUGAAGAGUAAUAAAGAGAGCGUCUCUGCUGAAGACUUGAGGAAUGUGAAGAUCAAGAAAUCCACCAUUGAGUGUGCUGCUAGAAGGUUAGGUGGUGGGAAAGAAGCCAUGAAACAAUUGUUGAAGCUCAUUCUUGAGUGGGUCCAAACUAAUCAUCUUCAGAAAAGAAGAAUCAAAGACCAAAACCCUAACCCUAACCUGAACCCGAUACGACAACCCGAUCAAACGAACCCUUCGUGUUACACACCUCCCUCAAUGUGGAUUCCUCAACCGACUUAUGUUGAUCCAUUUCAAGGGCAAGUGAUUGGGUAUAUGGGUCAUGACCCGUAUGUUCAUGGAGCUCCAAAUAUCAGCCCUUAUCCACCUACAGGUGAUUUUCACAUACUAGAUUCUUGUCAAUCAUGGUCACCGUCUCAGUUCACCAUGCCACCCAAUUACAACUCAUUUCCUGAUAAUAAUUUUAAUCCCAAUUCAUCUGGGUAUGUAGCUGGGUAUCCUAAUCAGUACCAGUAUCCGUAUUUACCUGGACCCGGACAAGGUGGUACCAGUACUGGUGGUGGUGGUGAGAGGUUAGUGAGAUUGGGUUCGUCUGCAACGAAAGAAGCGAGGAAGAAGAGAAUGGCUAGACAGAGAAGGUUUCUGUCGCACCAUAGGAAUCACAACCACCAUCAAAACGGUAACCAAAAUCAUGGUGCAGACCCACAUGCAACAAGGCUAGGAAAUGACGAUUGCACCCCAGCGGUUGGUGAAGGCACCCCUGCAAGCUGGUUGUAUUGGUCCCCCGGUGUCACAUCUGGACCCCCGGUACUACCACCGGAUGCUCCGGCGGUGCAUCAAGUGGAUCGGCCCCCCAUGCAGGCUCAGGGGUACCAGCGGCAGGUCUCAUCAGACCGCCGGCAGGGAUGGAAACCUGAGAAAAACUUGAAAUUUCUUCUUCAAAAAGUUUUGAAGCAGAGCGAUGUGGGAAAUCUUGGACGGAUUGUGUUGCCAAAAAAAGAAGCAGAGACUCAUCUACCAGAAUUGGAUGCAAGAGAUGGCAUCUCCAUUGCCAUGGAAGACAUUGGCACUUCACGUGUUUGGAACAUGCGUUACAGGUUCUGGCCCAACAACAAAAGCAGGAUGUAUCUUCUUGAAAACACGGGAGAUUUUAUUAAAACCAAUGGACUACAAGAAGGAGAUUUCAUUGUCAUCUACUCAGACGUCAAGUGUGGCAAAUACUUGAUAAGAGGAGUGAAGGUACGUCAACCGGGACCGAAAUCCGAGACGAAGAAGGCAGGAAAAUCGCAGAGAAACCAGCAUGUAAAUUCUUCUUCAGCUGGUGUGAAUAAUAUUAGUCAUAAUAUUUCAUCGUCAUCAACACAAACGUCAAAAGCUUCGUGUGUUGUGAGUUUUGCUUUAAAACGGACAAUAUUGAUUGAUAGUGUUGUCAAUAUUGAUUGUUGGGAUAUCAAUUUAUCAUUUUCGAAGAUUUGCUCCACAAAUUCAGUUGAAUCAUUUGCAUCCAAUUCGACUAUUGAGAUACCAAUUUAUGAUUUUUGGAGAAGAGUUGAACUGUUGAUUAAUAUUGACCCUUGCAUUAGUAUUGCUAGUGUCUUUUGCAUGGGCCGUAAGAGGAUGGAUUCGCUGAUAUGGAUCGUUUAA
Messenger RNA from Tripterygium wilfordii, 2307 nucleotides. RefSeq names its product B3 domain-containing transcription factor ABI3. NCBI's taxonomy places the organism in Eukaryota, Viridiplantae, Streptophyta, Magnoliopsida, Celastrales, Celastraceae. The record is from RefSeq and is a predicted model, not a curated record. The transcript has 9 exons. Gene Ontology annotation, molecular function: DNA binding; DNA-binding transcription factor activity. The coding region runs from base 1 to 2307 and encodes 768 amino acids.